This is a messenger RNA of Schistocerca serialis cubense, 849 nucleotides long. Its product is annotated as piggyBac transposable element-derived protein 4-like. NCBI's taxonomy places the organism in Eukaryota, Metazoa, Arthropoda, Insecta, Orthoptera, Acrididae. The coding region runs from base 1 to 849 and encodes 282 amino acids. The transcript has a single exon. The record is from RefSeq and is a predicted model, not a curated record.
AUGGCAUCAUCGAAGUCAUUAACAGAUGACGAGUUGGAAAGAAUAGUGAAUGAUCCUACGUUUUUGCAAUCUGAUGAGGAAACCACAGCAGCUGAGGAUGAAUUUAUACUAAGUGACCAUGAUUCCACCUCUGAAGCUACAUCAGAAAGUAGUUGUGAAGAAUCAGAUGAAGAGGCGUGUAUUAGACCUUCCGCUGACAAAUAUUUUUUUGGAAAAAAGCAGUGCUACAAGUGGUCAAAAGAAGCUCCUCCUACAACUCGUACCCGUGCUCACAAUAUAGUUUGUCAUCUUCCAGGUAGUAAACGUAAAACCAAAACGAUUGAUUCAACUGACAUAUUAUCUGCUUGGGAACUAUUCAUUAGUGAAGAUUUAUUGCAACUAAUACUCACCAAUACAAAUGUCAAGAUACAUGACAUGUCAAACAAAUACAGAGCUCCUAAGCCAGCGUUCAUAAGGCCGCUAGAUAUAGAUGAACUGAGAGCAUUUCUGGGUCUGCUUUAUUUAUCUGGAGUAAUGAAAUCCAAUCACGAAAAUGUUGGACUUUUUGCUAAUGAUGGAACUGGUCGUGAUGUGUUUCGAGCCACUAUGAGCGUUCAGAGAUUUUUGUUCAUUUUGUCUUGUUUGCGAUUCGAUUGUGCUGCUACAAGAGAUGCUAGGAAGGCUGAUGACAGACUUGCGGCUAUUAGAGAUGUGCGGGAACUUUUUAUAGACAAAUGUCAAAAGUAUUAUACUCCAGGAGCGUACGUGACAAUCGAUGAAAUGUUAGUACCCUUUCGUGGUAGGUGCAAAUUUCGCAUGUAUAUGCCCAAGAAGCCAGCCAAAUACGGCCUCAAAGUUAUGUGCCUUUGA